Messenger RNA from Trichoderma harzianum CBS 226.95, 963 nucleotides. RefSeq lists its product as hypothetical. The transcript has 4 exons. The record is from RefSeq and is a predicted model, not a curated record. Bases 191 to 856 code for a protein of 221 amino acids. Lineage: Eukaryota; Fungi; Ascomycota; Sordariomycetes; Hypocreales; Hypocreaceae.
AUGGAGAUGUGAUAUUAUUAAACUUGUUAACCCGACAAUUGAUACUCCGUAGAGCUCGCGCCCUUCCCUCCCACACGGAGGAGAGGAGAGGAGAAGUGAGGAGGAGGAGAAGCAGCGAGAGGGAGAUCGUCACUCCCAGAGCUGAAAACCCAAUUGAAGCUAAUCUACAAAGUACUUUGGGGAUCAGGCCAUGCAAUAUCGUGAAGUGGUCCAUUGGCAAUUAAGGUCACUCAAUCGACCAGCAUCCUCCCUUGGUCCGUCCCCAGACGCAGCGAAACCCCACGAACGGCCGAAUGAAUAUUCAAGGACAAACCGUGACGCUCAAGCUGGAGCUAGACCUGAAGCUCAAUGGCAAUGCAAUGGCAACGGCAUUGACAAUUCUCCCCCUCUCUCUCCCCUUGUUGCGCACGAGUCCAUGUGCUUGCUUGCUUGCACCGCUACUGUACGGGCAGACAUAACUCCGGCGGGCAUGUGGCCAUCUCACAAACAAGAUUUAUCUCCUGCGCCUGCGGCCGACUGGGGGUGUGUCUCGACAAGCCGUUUGGGCAUGCUCAUGCCUCUUAGACCCACGACGAACGAUGUGCUUCUGUUGUUUUGCGGAGAACCAUCUCCAUCUCCACGGCUCGGCGGCAAAAAGAGACAAUCAACUGUCCCAUUGUCCCCAGGUUUCUCCCUGUCUGUUGCCCCAUGGGCCGUCUUUUUUAGCCUGCUGGAGCCCGUUGCUCCGCUUCUUUUCGCAAGGCAUGGCAAUACUAAUACUAGCUCUGCCUGGGGAACCUCUUUUGGCUUCCUCGACGAAAAGCUCAGCGACUUCGGCCCAUGGCAAUGGCUUCUCAAUUUCCCUCUGGUUUUAUAAGAUAAGCAAGAGGCCCAACGAGCAGCGGUUUUAGCACUGGGCCACCGUUUUUGACUCUGUUUUGCGGUAUGUCAUCUUACAAGCCCUUUUAAUCUCAAUGGCCCCCU